Messenger RNA from Amoebophrya sp. A25, 461 nucleotides. The record is from the annotation of a GenBank genome assembly. NCBI's taxonomy places the organism in Eukaryota, Dinophyceae, Syndiniales, Amoebophryaceae.
AUCGUGGAUGGGAUGUUGACGAUGUUGAUAUGUACACGAGGAGGGACAACGUCGUGAUCAGAAAUACUAGUAGAGCUUUCAUUUCUUGCAUAGAAGGCGGACGAAGGGCAUGUUACAGUCACUUCAGACGAAGACGGAAAGGCGACGCAGCACCUCUUAGCUUUUUUGAGCUCGGUGGACCAAGAGGGAUGAAAGUCUUUGAAGACACUGAUGAUGUAUUUGAUCAGCUUUUCAAUAAGACGAAUGCAAUUGGCACUCGCAGAACUAUGGCACCAGUCGCUGGAGGUAGAUCUUCAACCUCGUUCUUCCCACUUGCGAUCGCACGGGCCGGACUGCAGACCUUAGCAAAGAUGCUUGCGCCCGUGUUAGCAAAAGGAGCCAGGAAAGCAGCUUCCGCGGCAAAAUUUAGCGCGAAGAUGGCGGCUAGAGGAGUGAAAAAUGGAGCAAUUGGCGCCAAAAAG